Messenger RNA from Humulus lupulus (European hop), 1061 nucleotides. Its product is annotated as probable glycosyltransferase At3g42180. The record is from RefSeq and is a predicted model, not a curated record. The coding region runs from base 14 to 1030 and encodes 338 amino acids. Gene Ontology annotation, molecular function: glycosyltransferase activity. NCBI's taxonomy places the organism in Eukaryota, Viridiplantae, Streptophyta, Magnoliopsida, Rosales, Cannabaceae. The transcript is spliced from 2 exons.
GAGUCACAUUGAAAUGGUAAAGAGAAUGAAGAUAUGGAGUUACAGAGAGGGAGAGAUACCAAUGGUCCACAAUGGGCCAACUACAUACAUUUACUCAAUAGAAGGACAGUUCAUUUUCGAGUUGGAAAGUGAAGUCUCAGAGCAUUCAUUCAUGGCAAAGAAUCCAGAUGAAGCCCACGCCUUCUUCCUGCCCAUCAGUAUCUCCAAACUCACAGACUCACUCUACCCAACCUAUAGCAUAACAGGAGGCUUUUCUGAAACUCUGUCUCGUGUUUUCACUGACUACGUUUAUGUUCUCUCUCGUAAAUACCCUUACUGGAAUCGCACUAAUGGAGCUGACCACUUUUUUGUCUCUUGCCAUGACUGGGCACCAAGAAUUUCACGUAUAGAUAGUGGCAUAUACGAGAACUUCAUGAAAGUGUUAUGCAAUGCCAACACUUCCGAAGGCUUCAAACCAACAAGAGACGUAUCCUUACCAGAAUACAACCUAAAGGCAUUCGAACUGGGACCGCCGCGACAUGGCCAGCGCCCAGGUCAGCGGUCGGUCCUCGCCUUCUUCGCCGGGGCAGCCCACGGCGACAUAAGAGAGAAACUUUUCAAGCAUUGGAAGGAAAAAGAUGAUGAAAUCCUCGUCUUCGAACACCUACCAAAGAACUACAGCUACCACAAGCUCAUGGGACAGACCAAGUUUUGCUUGUGCCCUAGCGGUUCUGAAGUGGCGAGUCCUCGAGUGGUGGAGGCAAUGCACCAAGGCUGUGUCCCAGUUCUCAUAUCUGAUUACUACUCCAUACCCUUUGAAGAUGUUCUUGAUUGGAGCAAGUUUUCAAUUCAAAUCCCACCAAGCAAAAUACCAGAAAUCAAGAACAUUUUGAAAGCGGUUCCUUACUCGAAAUACUUGACAUUGCAGAAGAGAGUGAUGAAAGUGAGUAGGCAUUUUGAGCUGAAUCGACCAGCUAAGCCCUUUGAUGUGUUCCAUAUGGUGCUUCACUCUGUCUGGCUUAGAAGGCUUAAUUUUAGGUUGCCAUAUUAAUUAGUCAAAUUUAUUUAUAGUUUAUUUUUUU